UGAUGAGAAUUGAUGAUCGGACACGCUGAUUUCAUUGUCUGAAGCGGCAGUGGAGACCCAGGAAAAAUCUCGCUGAACCCGCCUGCCCCAGCAGUGGCCUGAUCUGGGUUCCGCUGAUCUCUUUCGUAACCGCACCGCACCCGAGAUGAAUCUACGUUCUGUAUUUACUGUAGAACAACAAAGGAUUUUACAGCGUUAUUAUGAAAAUGGAAUGACAAAUCAAAGUAAAAAUUGCUUUCAGCUCAUAUUACAGUGUGCGCAGGAGACUAAGCUGGACUUCAGUGUAGUCAGGACGUGGGUUGGCAAUAAGAGAAGAAAGAUGAGUAGUAAGAACUCUGAAUCUGGAACAGCAGCAACAGGAACCUCUUUGUCAGCUCCAGACAUUACAGUAAGAAAUGUGGUUAAUAUUGCUCGACCCUCAAGCCAGCAGUCUUCUUGGACAUCUGCCAAUAAUGAUGUCAUUGUAACUGGUAUAUAUAGUCCAGCCAGUUCAUCAAGUAGGCAAGGAACAAACAAACAUACAGACACACAAAUUACAGAAGCACACAAAAUUCCUAUUCAGAAAACAGCCACUAAAAAUGAUACUGAGUUUCAGUUGCACAUUCCUGUUCAAAGACAAGUAGCACACUGUAAAAAUGCUUCCCUACUCCUAGGUGAAAAAACAAUUAUUUUGUCAAGACAGACAAGUGUGGUAAAUGCUGGAAACUCAGUAUUCAAUCACACGAAGAAAAACUAUGGAAACUCUUCAGUACAAGCUUCUGAAAUGACAGUACCUCAAAAGCCUUCCGUAUGCCACCGACCUUGUAAAAUUGAACCAGUUGGGAUUAAAAGGUCAUAUAAGCCUGAACACACAGGUCCAGCAUUACAUAACUUAUGUGGGCAAAAGUCAACUAUUAGAGACCCUUACUGUAGAACACAAAACUUGGAAAUCCGUGAAGUGUUUUCAUUGGCAGUUAGCGAUUACCCCCAGAGAAUUCUGGGAGGAAAUGCACCACAGAAGCCUAAUUCAGCAGAAGGAAAUUCUUUGUCCAUUGCAAUGGAGACUGGAGAUGCUGAGGAUGAAUAUGCCAGAGAGGAAGAGUUGGCAUCUAUGAGAGCACAGAUACCAAGCUAUUCGAGAUUUUAUGAAAGUGGCAGUUCCCUUCGAGCUGAGAACCAAAGUACAACCUUGCCCGGACCAGGAAGAAAUAUGCCAAAUUCGCAAGUGGUGAAUAUUAGAGAUAUGUCAGACAAUGUACUGUAUCAAAACAGAAACUACCAUUUGACACCACGGACCUCAUUACAUACAGCAUCUAGUACAAUGUACAGUAAUACAAAUCCAUUACGGAGUAAUUUUUCUCCUCAUUUUGCAUCAUCAAGCCAAUUGAGAUUAUCACAAAACCAAAACAAUUACCAGAUUUCAGGAAACCUUACUGUGCCUUGGAUUACAGGGUGUUCUAGAAAAAGAGCA
Molecule: messenger RNA, 1450 nt
Organism: Cebus imitator (Panamanian white-faced capuchin)
Lineage: Eukaryota; Metazoa; Chordata; Mammalia; Primates; Cebidae
Product: highly divergent homeobox
Exons: 4
Molecular function (GO): DNA binding
Source: RefSeq, a predicted model, not a curated record